Molecule: messenger RNA, 1629 nt
Organism: Linum tenue
Lineage: Eukaryota; Viridiplantae; Streptophyta; Magnoliopsida; Malpighiales; Linaceae
Source: the annotation of a GenBank genome assembly
GGAGAAAGAUCCGAACUGCGCAGCCGUCAGCCGUCGGAGUAGUAACUCUCGAAAUGGAACUGGACUAAAGACUCGCUUCAUAUUUCCAGCCUUUUCCACGACAACCGCUAAAACCCAAGCUCGCAUUCGUCUUUCCCUUUCAUCCGUUGGAUUCGAUGGCCGACCACACAGUUCAAGAAUCCAACGACCCAGAGAAACAGGGGAAACCCGAGUUCCUUCUUCCCGUUGAAGACGAAGGAGAACUGCGGAAACUGCUGGUACCCGACCCGGAAAAUCUCCCCGCCACUCCUUCUUCCGCCGUCGAAACCAACUUCGUCUCCUAUUUCGCGCCAGAUUUUACGAAGCCAGGGCACGACCAGUACGUUUACAGACAUGCCAAUGGGCUGUGCGUGGUUGGCUUGGCGCCGGGCCAUUUGGCGUUUAAGGAUGAAGGAGGGAUCACCGCCGUCGAUUUCAACGUCGGCAAGUCGGAUCGGAGCGGUAUGAAGGUCACUGGGAAACGCAAAAAGAAUGCCCAGCAUUUUGAGUCCAAUACAGCUAUAUGUAAAGUUAACACAAAAGCGGAUUCCUACAUCGUGAGGUGUUGUGUGAAAGGGUCAUUGUUGGAAGUGAAUGACAGGCUCAUCAAGCAGCCUGGUUUGCUCAAUUCGUCGGCGGAUAGAGAAGGAUAUGUUGCCAUCAUGAUGCCAAGGCCAGCAGACUGGUUGAAGGUCAAGGCUUCAUUGAUGAGCGGCGAAGAGUAUGCAAAGCUGAGAGAAGUAAGGGUGCUGAACUGAUUGAUGGAAUCUCUCCAGCAUGGAUGGAGACUAGCACUCAGGUUCAGCUUUCUGCAACUAUUGCAGCUCAGGCUUUCUUCUAUACGCUUUGGAACCUGGAAAAGGCGCAGAUUUGAAUGCUAUUUCGCCUCUUGCUUUCCUGCUCCAAUUUGUGUUUGUUUUGUCUGAUUAGCAAGAAGGAAGCACGCCACCUUGCUGAGGUGUUAGGCCGUGGCGAAUUGUAAUUCAUGUCAGGGAUCAAGUUUUGCAGAUUUCUUGUGAAGUUGAAAUGAAAUUAUGUAUGGUCUAGUUUAAAAACUGCCUUUCUGAGUAUGAUCAGCAAGACUUUCAUUUACUUUGGAAACUUAGGAGGAUCUCUAUGAACAGCUCUAAGAGCAGGGUAUAUCAUCUUGGCUGCAUUUUAUGUUUGUACAUUGAAAUGGUGAAAGAAAACUAGUUAAGAAUUGAUUGCACACGACCUAGAAACAAAUUGAAUGGCUGAGGCUUUCGAUUGGCCACCUGGAACUCUAUUUAGCUAAUCAAUCUUCUUCUAUUUUUCCUCCUACUUUCUCUCUAAUAUCUCCACCAUUACCCUUCACCUUCUCCUCUUUGGCCUCGAACCCGAAUUCUUCCUCCCCUAUCAUCAUCUCUUGCAUUAUGAACCUCCUCGACCGAUUAAUCGUAUGAAAGCACAAAUACACAUGUUCUUCGAGCUCAUCUAGUUGUUCUAGGUAGCAAGCGUCGUGGUCACGAAGCUCCCUCACCACCUGCCUCAGUAGCUCUUCGUUCUUGUUGUUCCUCACACACAUUGCGGAGAGCACCUUCCUGUGCUCUACCUCGUUGUUGAGGCUUGUCGCUAGCCUACUCAUCGUAU